AUGCCAUCAUUUCUUGAUGAGAUGAAAAUAAAAUUAAAAAAUGCAACAGUUAUUUUAGAAUGGAUAAAUUUAUACAACAAAUAUACAUCACUUUUCAUGCGUAAUUUUCGUCAAUGUGCUAACAUUUUAGAUACAUAUCAUAUUGAACAUAUGAUUGAAACAUUUCAAUAUCUUCAUCGAUGUAUCUUUCCUGAAACCAAUGGCAAUACUUUGAUAAUUCUUACACAUCGUAUUGUUGAACAAUAUCAUAGUUGUUCGACUGAUGAAAUUUGUGAAGCUUGGUUCUAUUAG
Molecule: messenger RNA, 291 nt
Organism: Rotaria sp. Silwood2
Lineage: Eukaryota; Metazoa; Rotifera; Eurotatoria; Philodinida; Philodinidae
Source: the annotation of a GenBank genome assembly